CCACAACAUGGCGCUUUUGGUGUGCCGUCUACUCCUUCCCUGUGCUCUGCGUAUUACAUGCCUGAUAGUCUCUUCUCCUCUUCUCUACCCUGCACCAAUGUAUUGUCCUCGUUCCGUCGGCCACCGCUCACCCUAGUAUUCCUACGGACUCCUUCCCUUCCGCCUUCUACACCGAGAUUCAUGCCCUGUCAUACCUCAAUAACCGAGCACGCUUAUUGGGAAGCGAUCCUCGUGGGCUUCAAUCCCCUCAGCGGCGAGGCUCUAUGUCGAACACAGACCGAGCGUCCGCGCUGCACCUCUCGCGCGUUGUCUAGUAUGCCCCCGCACUGCACCUCCGUUCCACCUUCUAGUCGACGCCUUCGUCAGGCCCCCGUCGGGGCGCCCAACUGCGCACACGCUCGUACGGACGGGUAGGAGCGAUAAGCAGACACUAAGGAGGAACCAGAUGCGUAGGACGGGAAGCAAUAGAAGCUGGCGGGGAAGAGGGUGUAUCGGCCUGCGGCAAGGAAAGGGAUGGCUGCAAUACCAGAAGGGACGUCGGGGUCGAACAAUGUAGCGGUGAGUGAUAUGUCAUAAUUGCGGUAUGUCGAACCUGUUAGCAUAGUCAAAAAUAUUGAGUUGAACAGCAAUACACAUGUUUGC
Molecule: messenger RNA, 642 nt
Organism: Dichomitus squalens LYAD-421 SS1
Lineage: Eukaryota; Fungi; Basidiomycota; Agaricomycetes; Polyporales; Polyporaceae
Exons: 2
Coding region: 58-414 (118 amino acids)
Source: RefSeq, a predicted model, not a curated record